AUGCUUGAUUCUAUGCCUCGAGAUACUAGAAAGAAAAUUAUUUCUACAAAGGAAAUGCUAGCUAUCAUGAAUGAUAUGGGAAAGAGAAUUUUAGAUGCUGGGGACUACGACCUCCAGGUUGCCAUUACUGAAGCUUUAUGCAGAAUGACUUCAGAAAAGCAAAGAGGGGAAUUGGCAAGCCAGUGGUUUUCAAUGGAGUUUGUUACUGAUGCAUUUAAAGGAAUUAAGGAUUUUGAGUUUGAAACUGAUUGCAGAAAGUUCCUUAACAAGGUGAAUGGCAUGCUUGGAGACAAGAGAAGGGUUUUUACCUAUCCUUGUUUAUCAGCCAACCUGGAUAAACAUGAGCUGCAGAUACCAGCUGAUGAGAAUCUUGAAGAAUUUUGGAUUGAUUUUAAUAUUGGUAGCAAAAGUGUAUCCUUCUACAUUGCUGCAGAUGAUGAAGUACGUUAA
Molecule: messenger RNA, 450 nt
Organism: Varanus komodoensis (Komodo dragon)
Lineage: Eukaryota; Metazoa; Chordata; Lepidosauria; Squamata; Varanidae
Gene: SYCP2
Product: synaptonemal complex protein 2
Exons: 6
Coding region: 1-450 (149 amino acids)
Source: RefSeq, a predicted model, not a curated record